This is a messenger RNA of Tachysurus vachellii, 3983 nucleotides long. RefSeq names its product chromosome 3 C6orf136 homolog (gene c3h6orf136). The transcript is spliced from 7 exons. The coding region runs from base 285 to 1538 and encodes 417 amino acids. Lineage: Eukaryota; Metazoa; Chordata; Actinopteri; Siluriformes; Bagridae. The record is from RefSeq and is a predicted model, not a curated record.
GUCUAGAACAGGGAUUUGCGCAUGCGCAGUAUCAUUUCAGUGAAGGACAUUGAAAGAGAUGUGACAUUAGUGUAGUGUUAACAACCGAUUCGGCUGUUCGAGUAAUUGCAUUAUAAAGCGGUUCACUGCACAACAUUAACACUUCCUCCUGAGUCCAUUCUGACAGGCUUUUUGACUGCAUUGCAGAGGUUUAGAGGGAAACCAGAACUGUUCCUGUGAUUUGCUUCACUAUGUCACUUUGCUGGUAAUCUAAUGCUGUGAAGAUCCUGAGCAACCUGUCCUGAAUGGCUGUCUGCAGAAGGGGUGUCUCGUUUUGGUUAGGUUGCAACAGAAGUCAUGGCUGCCAGCCUGUGAUAAAGAAGAAGAACUGGAACGUAUGGCAGGUGCGGUUAAACGCCCCCUGUCGAUUUCUGAGCAGUGGCUCAUGGGUCUUGGCUCCUCCAAACAGCCUACAUUAUCAGUCUGUACAGAAACUGUCCCUGCCUAACCCAUGUCAUCAUGUGUCCCAGCCAAGAGAACAAACUCCAGAAGAAGACUGGGCGGAGACCCUUGGCACAUGUGUCCUGCUCAAACCAAGGGAAGCAGUCGAUCAGCAUUCACUGGUGGAGGUUUCCCUGUUCGGACAAAUCAAGCUGAAUGAGCUCCUGGCAUUGGGCACCAACCGACUCACUGAUUUUUCUUUCCCUUUAACCACUGUUGAUGGAAGAAGAGAAGAUGAUAUUAGCAUCGUUGGAAUGUCAAGGACUGAGCAAAAACCGGAUCAGGAGCAGAGUUCGUUUCGGAGUUUGUUUGAGGCAGAAGGAUGCCCAGCACCUUUCAUGUUAGGAUCAUGCUUUUAUUGCUUCCACUGUCCUGGAACAGCACCUGUACCUGAGACUGGAGCUACGCUGAGAAUUGGACAUGUCUUCUUUCCACAUACUUUUAGCUCACUCUGCAGUUACGCAGAGGCGGUUAGCAUGGACAAAGGGUCCAUUGAGAAGGACAAUGAGAAUGAGGAGAAACUGGCACUGAUGUAUGAAAAGCUUAGGAUUGAGCUUCCCAGUUUUUUUCUGAAGAAUCAUGACUACAGCAUGUAUUCAAACAACAUGGAAUUUAUCAAUGACCUUCUCAACAUGAAAUCCAGAGGCCGUGUAGCGUAUCAGCUGACCCUGGCGCUGUGGCGACUUAUGUGCCUGUGCUAUUAUGCAGACGCACGGCUAGAAGUGCUGAAGCUGACCAAGCACCCAGAGGACAACUCCAUUAAAGCGCGCUGGAGGGUCAAGGGUUUGCCCUUUCACACUCUUUUCCUUCGCUUCUACAAGAAAGAUAAAAGCCAGUUUUACAGAACUUUUGACGCAUUCUCUACCUUCUAUCUGGGCUCUGACGGACUCAUACAUGUUCAUAAAGUUGAAAAGGUUAUGCAGGCUCAACCACCUGUGCUGCCGAAAGUGCCAGUACUGUUGGCGGGAGCUCUGGCGGCUCUGGGGCUUCAAGAAGACCGGCCAGCAUUUAAUCUUCUCCCAAUGUUCCUCUCCUCCUUCAGACAGGCACAAGAUUAACGAACAUGGCACUGCACAUAGAUUGUGCGGGAAGAGAGAAAAAUAUAGCUUUCUGUCGACGACGAAAAGGACUAGACGACCUUUUCAUAGAGAAGAACGAAUAAAAACAGCGGUAUCAAAAUAGGAGAUGAAACCCGUCCUCCCGUCUAUGCGUUCUCUUACCUGUUGAAUAUUCAUUGAUACCGUACCAUAUGACAUCCCAAAUGCUCUGUAAAAAGUAGGUUGAAGCAGGAUUCGCGACACCAUUUACUUCCAUCGUGUUUACUGUACAGCUUAAAAUCUAUAGGGAAGGAGAAAGGAACAUGGAAAUGGUAAAUAAUCCUGUAGAACAGAACCGGCGACCAUAAAAAAAAAAGACACAUGCCUAAGCCAGUUCAUACAUACUGUUUACCUUUAGGAAAACAACUGUCUUAAACGCAGUCGUGUGGAGAUUUCUAGAAGGAAUUUGUUAAGAGUAUUGUAUUUAAAAUGCAGACCAAUUGCUCUUUGUUCAAAAAUUAGGUUCUGUAUCAAACUGUAAAGAUUUACAUAAAUAUUUCAACUUUAACGUUUGUUUUGCACACCUGCCUUUUAUAAGGAACUAGUCUGCUUGGUGGUGGAGGAGCAGAUAGAGGAGCAAUUACCCUUAAUGGCCUCAUGAAGUAUUCCACAAUGUGAGAGUUUUGUUUAGAUGGACAAUUAAAACGAGUCAGAACAGAUACACUUAUUUAAGGCAGGUCCAUAGCUCCUAAAUACCUGUUAUACACAAGCUGAAGUAGGGUUUGUCUUUGCUGUAGCACCGACCAUAAAGCACAGGACAGCGUAAGGGUUCAGUUACAAUCAGCAGUAAAAUUUUGGCAGUGUUAUAAUUUAUACCACGGCAAUCCGAGGUCAGAGCUUUUGAAACAGUCUCCACAAUAGGAAAGUCUUCAGAACAAAGGACACUGCUGUUUUCUAAUCAUGCGCAAGUAUUAGUGGAUAAAAAGUACAGUUUGGCUCUGUAAUUAAUAAUUAACGUAAUAAUUCACAAAUUCCUGCGGUAUAAGACACUGGAUGUUCUUUUCCAUUAGAGCUCAUCCAUCCACCUGGUUGUUGAUUGGCUUAGAUUUCAUAUAACAGCAUGUCAGUGUUUUAUACGUUUAGUAAUAAUUAUGUUUCAUAUAUUUGCAACGUCAGUCGAGUAACGUUGACAUCGUCUGAUGGAUUAAAAAUGUCCUUUGAACACUUUUGACAAUACAAAUCCUACUAGAAUCGCCUGGAAAACGCCUAGUCGUAAGAACUCACUUUGUUAUAUACGCUCUUCUGUCUGAACGCAUUUUCCUGUUAGAGUCUUGCACAUAGACGUCGGUAGUGUAUCAGGUAUCAUCAGCGUAGGUACAUGUAGCAGGCGUCCAGUUGAUAGCGCGACACGCACUGAGGCUGGUUUGACAUCUUUGGUAAGAGGAACCAGAAACGGCACGGAGAAGUUUAACGCCAUGACGUCGAACCAAUCUGAUCAGAAGUAACCGUAUACCUACAAAGUGCACCUGUAGGGUAGAAAAUGGCAACCUAGACAGUGUAGUAAAAAAAACAGAACUCUUGGAAAAGACACAACCCUUCUACACUUAUUUAUACCUUGAUUGUAAACUGCUCUUUUAGUGGAAAAAAAGUUCUGCUUUUACAAAAUAUCAGUGACAGGAAAAGGACAGUCCAUAAUUCUGAAUGAAACACAGCCAUGGCUUUAUUACUGUAUUUGUUUUUGCUUUUCAUAUCCUAAUCAAUACCUGAGUAAUACUGAGCUGAAUGAUUCCAGAUGUGUUGCUGAAUUAAUUUCCUGCCUUCUUUCCAAACUGAGCUCAGGAUUAUAGAUAAGAUAAUACAACAUACGGCCAAAAGUUUGUGGACGCUUGACCACCGCACCCGUGUUCUUAUGAACGUCCACUUUACCGUUAUUAUAAACUCCGCACUUCUGAGAAGGCUUUUCGUUUAAACGUUGGAACGUCGCUUUGGGGAUUUGUGAUCGUUCAGCUACGAGAACGUCCAUAAGGCAUAGAACAGCUCAGGUAACUCCAUAACACGGGGUAAAUAUAUAAGUGGUAUAAAUAUAUGCUGGUAGCAUAAAUGUGUGCAUUUGUUAGCCUGUUUGUUAGCCUGUGUUGCUUUACUGAUCAGUGUUAUAUUCGGAGCAAACUUUUUUGGACAAGAUUUUAAAAAGAAUUGCGAUUCAAUUCGAUUUUCAGAAAAAAAAACAAAAAACAAAAACGUUAUAAUAAUGCACAUCCUACAUCCUAGUGCUUUAAAUUUAGCUUAAAGCUCCAUGGAGCAGACAAGUUAUAAACAAUAAUCCCACAAAAAAUUCAACAGGAAAACUGAAUCUGUGGUCUGAUGCUGUGAUGCUUAUUUAUUUCCUCAAUGUAUGAUUUGUCAGUAACCCAAAUUCUGGUAUGAAAAUGUGGAUAAUAAAGUGAACAGGCAUCGUUUAUAACA